Molecule: messenger RNA, 2967 nt
Organism: Gordionus sp. m RMFG-2023
Lineage: Eukaryota; Metazoa; Nematomorpha; Gordioida; Chordodea; Parachordodidae
Exons: 16
Coding region: 1-2967 (988 amino acids)
Source: RefSeq, a predicted model, not a curated record
AUGAAAUCUUACAGAAACAAAAACUGGAAUAAAAAAUUUAUCCCCUUAAAAGCGUGGGAGUUUUCUUGUCAACAAAUUGAAUAUAGUAAGUUGGAUAUUCAGAGCACCACUUUAUUUUAUGAUCAAAAUGAGAAUGAUAAUUCCAAAAGUUCACAAAAUACGCCGAAUGACUUGUUUGAGAAGGCCAAUGAAACCGAACCUGCAAGAUUGCAAAGUGACGCUCAUAAAGAUAAUGGCAAGGGUCAAAAUACGAGAGAUCAAAAAUUUAGCCACAAUAAUAAUGAUUAUACAAUACUUGAAAACAAUUUGGGCUUCACGAUUCCAGCAACUUCACCAAAUAUGGAUGCCAAAAUGAUUCGAAAUAAAGCUACCAUAAAUUUUGAAUGCAAUGACGAUGGAAUCGAGGUUUUAAUGAAUUUUAUGAGACCCUUCACGGGAAAGGUGUAUACCUUGUUUCAUAAAACCGGUGAAUGUCUAUUCUCUUACUUCCACAAUCGGCUCAUAACAUUUAACAUACCCCUCAGUAAAUGCGGAACUAUCAAAAAUGGAGACUAUUAUAGAAAUAUUAUCGCUAUAGAAUAUCCCAACGAAUUUUAUGGGCAUCCGGCUAUCGUGAAACACAGGAUUCAAUGCCGGCAAAAUAAUUACAUCAAAAAUCACCCGAAAUCGGUAUCUACGGCUGGUCAUUUUAAAACAGAAGAAUUUAUGCCGGCUAAACUUGAACUGAAGUGCCACUCAGGUCUCAUGAAAGUUUUACUCACAAUUGAUGGCACCUCAGCGGAGACUGGUUUUCCGUCCAAACUUUACACCAAAUAUAAAAAGGAUGGAGCCAUAACUUCGCAGCUCAUAUGCGAAUUCACGUCUAAAAUUUUCAAAAAUUUUUAUAACAAUGUUACGACCGUCGAUAUUCCAUUAAAGGAAUGCACCCACGAACAACCAACUAACGUGUAUAAGACCACUUUGUUUGCAGAAUACGCCACAAAUAAGUUAAUUAAUAAAAAUCAGAAUGUGAUAAUGGUAAAACAUAACUUAGUUUGUAAAUAUACGAGUCUUCGAAAUCAGCAGUCUCGUCAAGGUGCUGUAAUUGUUACUCAAGAAACAAAAAAUAUGGAUGUUAAUAAAAAGGAUAAUAAUAAUAAUGAAAAUAUACUGAUUCCUUUAAAUUUCCAAGGUAAUUUUGAAAGGCAACAAAAUCAUAAACAUGGCAGCCAAGGCACUACUAUUGAAUCUUCAACUAAUACACCGGUUACUCAAACCUAUGCAAACAAAAAAUUCGAAAAGAUUUAUGAGGAUUUAUAUCCUGAAGGUUAUAAGAGGUCGCAUUACUUUAAAGAGGGACAUAAUAAUUCAAGGCAAAAUAACUAUGAUAAUACGGAUAUCCCAAAUUAUAAAAUGUUUAAUAAGAAUCAAAAUAUUAGAGCAGAUCUUAAGGAGGUGCCUUUAAUUUCUCUGGUAUCGAUAAUGAACCCAGUAAUUACAAAUCUCGAUAAUAAAACUUCGAUUACCAGAUUUAAUCAAAUGACUCGAUCUAGCACUCAAAAUAAACUUAACCUCAUAAAUGAUAUCAAUGGUAUAGAGCGCUUCACUACGAUAAAUACAAAAAAUAUCAUAGUUGAUAAUCAAAGAUUGAGAAGCUUCGCUAAAGAAUUGAUUCCAAAUAUCGAAAAAAAGGUCUCUGUCGAAAUUGAGGAAAUUAGACCUUUAGAGGGUACUUAUAUACAAAGCAACCAGCUAACCCCAGUUAAUGCUAAGGUCCAACAAUCUCAAAUCGCUACAAAUAAAGAUAGAGCUGAUAGCUUUUUACCUAAUACUAAGGAGGGAAUUCAAGUUCAAGAAGAUAAAGAUAAAAAAAAUUCUGACCUUAGUCAAACUCAAUUUGUAACACCUUUAUCCGUGGGCAUAGAGGCUGGAAUACCUUCUGAUAUACAACCCCCAAAUAUAAACGCGUUUUGCUCGAAAUUCUCUAACACCAUGAACCUUAAAUUAAACUUUCCCCAAAAGUUUUCCGGAAAGAUUAAGGCCAAAGAUAAUUCCUGUAGUUGGAGAGGAAACUUUACUCACAAAGUCAAUAUUGAAAUAAAAUUGGUGGAUUGUGGAAUAAAGAAAGUGGAUGCCAAUUAUUUGUUUAAUUUCGAGAUCGAAUAUUACAGUCCAGAUCUGCCAUUAGUGAUAGGCCGCACAUUGCAUACAUCAAAGUGUGAAACCAAAAUAAUGAAUGAUAAACUGAUAUUUGAAGAGGCAGUGGCUGAUAUAACGGUAUCUAAAAUAAGGAGAAGAAAGUAUAGAGACGUAUCCCAAAUUAAUACUGAAAUCAAUUAUAAAGGUGAUCUUAAAUGUCUCAAAGAUAAAAUAGAAGUAGUUGUAACAUUUAAUAAAAAAGAAAUCAUGGUUGAUGAAAUUAAGGCUGGCGACGGAAAUGAUAAAUGUACUUUAAGAAGCGCUUCGGAGCUCGAAGACAGAAAUAUUAUAUAUGUGCCGCUCAACGAAUGCGGAACCAAACGCCAUGAUUUACCCAAUGGAACUGUAUACUCCAACACUCUUUUCUUAAUUUUUCCAACAUAUUCAAUUAAGCAGCAAAUUAAAUGCGAAUACCCCAACGAAAAACGAAAUCAAAUCAAAGGGCAAAAAAUCAUCAAACCGACAAUUGAACAUAAAUGCGAAUCUAAUGAAAUGGUGAUCUCAAUCCAGUUAAAUGGCACAUUUUAUGGUCUCAUACAUAUUGGAACAGAAGCCGAAGAAUGUGUUUUAUAUGAUGACAAUGGCAACAUUCAUAUAGGAAAUAACUCAUAUAAUAGAGCUCAAAAUUUACAAUUUAGUAUCCCCUUGUCAAAAUGUGGAACGCAACGCUAUGGCAGCAAAUAUACUAACACAUUGUUCAUAAAAAGUGCGGAUGGCAUGUAUAAUCAAGAAAUAUCGAUAUCCUGUAUUUAUAGCGGACUUAUCAAUUUUACUUUUAAAACAUUUUGA